Messenger RNA from Hydra vulgaris (swiftwater hydra), 2590 nucleotides. RefSeq lists its product as uncharacterized. The record is from RefSeq and is a predicted model, not a curated record. NCBI's taxonomy places the organism in Eukaryota, Metazoa, Cnidaria, Hydrozoa, Anthoathecata, Hydridae.
GAAUUCUCUCCUGUUCUCAUGUUUUCCUAAAUCAUAUGAUUUGCAAUUUUUUAAUUUUGUCAACUUUUUUUGUAACUUUUCUGGACAAUUGCUCUUUUACUUUAUCUUUUCUUGCUUAGAAUUUACUUUUUUAGUUUGUUUUUAUCACUACCAACAAUGCAAGCAACACUAUUUAAUUUAGGAAUUUUUGACCUUUUUUUUUAUAUUAAGAAACAAAAUCUUUUGCAAUGUCUUUGACACUAUUUAAUUCCUAAAUUAAAUAGUGUAAAGAUAUUGUAAAAGGUUUUAUAUAUAUAUUGCAAAAGGUUUCAUUCAAGAACAACCUGAGAAAAAAAAUUUUUUUCUCUUAUUGUCAUUGUUAUUGUUAAAAAAAUUGAAAGAAACGAUUACAAAUAAAAAUUGCAUUUCCUUUGGAAGGUGAAAACCAUGGGAUAAAGUGAUACAAGGUUAGAAACUUCUACAAAACAGUUGCUUGAUGCAGUUUAUGCCUGCCCAAGAUGAAUACUUUUAUAGAUAUACUAUCUCUAACUUUUACUCAACAAGAGGCCCUUCAGGUAUUUAAUCUGUUUUCAAUCUGAGUAACAUUUCUUACGUUCACUUUUUACAUUCUUCUGAGUAACAUUUCAUUUCAAUAGUCAUGGAACAUCUAUGUUUUAUGUGCCUUGUAUAGUCAUGGAACAUCUAUCUAUUAUGUGCCUUGUAUUAAUACAAGUAAUGGUAUUUGUAAUAUCAUACAUUUAUUUUAUUAUUAAUUGUUUUUUAUUAUUAUUUACUUAUCUUAACUGUCAGGCUACAAAAAGGUUAUUAUAUGGUAACCAGCAAACAUGUAAUGAAGCUUUGUUAAAUAUACAAGAGACCUUUCCAGAGUUUUAUACAUACUUAACAAAUAACUGGUUGAUGAUGGCUGACAUGUUCAUGGGCUACCGCAGAAAAGGUCUACUCCACAUUGAUAAUCACGCCAAUAACAGAUUGGAAUGGUAUCACAGAACUUUAAAAGAUGUUGGUUUGACAUCGCGUAUGUCACCAGGUAAUCUUAUUAACAAAAUAAUAAAGGUAAAUAGAGUUCAACUUGAAAAAUCAAAACAUGCUGAUUUUGAUCAACGUCUUAAAAUAAACACUAAACUUCCUGAAUGUUUAAAAUUUUAUGCUCAUACAAUCUCAUCAUUCAUUUUACAACAUAUGGUUGAACAGUAUAAUUUAAGUCAAAAGGAAGGAUAUAGUUUACAAGAGGAAAAUAAUUGCUUGCAAGUUAGAUACAAUGAUUGUUUGUUUCCCCUUCAUAACUGGACUUGCCAAUGUGAUAAUGCUACUGGUUAUGGAGUUCCAUGCUCUCAUGCUUUCUUUGCUAUUAGAGAAAAAAAUAUGAACUUAUCUGAUCUAGAUCUUAUUCAUAAAAGGUGGUUUGUUCCUACCCAUCAAAUGGUAAAUGUAAACCAAGGGGACAAUUUAUCUAAUUCAUGCAUGACAUUUUCAAUUCAACCAGUGGCAUUAUGCAAUUCCACUGUUAAGGAAAGAUAUAAUACAGCUUUGAGCCAUUUGCAGCCUUUGGCAUCUAUCUUGUCUGAAUUUACACCAAGUAAGUUUGAUUUAGCUAUUAAAUGGCUGGAAUCAGUUUGCCAACAAUGCAUAUCUGGAGAGUGGGAACUGCAGGUUCAACAGCACCAUUCUGAAGAUGAUGUCAUUUCAGAAAACAAUUUUGAGACUAAUGUUGAAAUAUUUCCUGAAUGUUCUUCUGCAACAUUAGAAUGUGUUUUGCCUGUAUCACCUCAAGUUUCUCUACAAACAAACUCUGUAGCUACAUCAAACAUUUACCCAACAAUCACAUGUGAGACUCUUCAUGUUGAAAGAUUGCAGACAAAUGUUGAAAUAUUUCCUGAAAGUUCUUUAUCUGCAACAUUGGAAUGUGUUUUGCCUGUCUCACCUCAAAUUUCUAUACAAACAAACUCUGAAACUACAUCAAAAAAUUUUCCAACAAUCACUUGUGAGACUCUUCCUGUUGAAAAAAGGUAUACUACUCGAAUUUUAGAAGACAUUGACAUUGUAUUGCGUAAGCCACAGCGCUUUCCCCCUGGUCGACCAGCUGUAAAAAAACAGAGACUUUUUUACAACGUUACAAAACCCCUUGAGAAACUUGGCGUUUAUGAAAAAGAUUUUAUUCGUUUAACUUAGUUCGUCAAAGAUUCCAUUGCACAGAAUUCAUUACAAAGUGGUAGUAAAAUCUCAAUUAAUGAUCUUUCUUCUACUGUACCUUAUAUCAUUAAUGAUAAAAGAGCUAACUUACAUGAACUUGGACAAUAUUUUGAUGAGUCUGCUUGGGCAGAGAUUGUAGUAAGAUGUAAGAGCACUUCAUCCGAUAGUUGGCCAUGUUAUCAUUGUCAACAAAUUCAAUCAGCCAGUAAACUUCAAAAGUGGAUUCAGUGCGAUCACUGUUUAUAUUGGUAUCAUUACUAUUGUGUUGGUAUUUCAAGAAAACCUAUAGGUCACUGGUUUUGUAUGGAUUGCAAAACCUAAUUGAAAAGAUUAUAAUACUAUAUAUUCAUAUAUGUAUAUAUACAUGUGUGUUUGAAAAGAUUAUAAUACUAUAUAUUCA